GGCUCCCAAAGAGGCUCCCAAAGAGGCUCCCAAAGAGGCUCCCAAGGUGGCUCCCAAGGCGGCUCCCAAGGUGACUCCCAAAGAGGCUCCCAAAGAGGCUCCCAAAGAGGCUCCCAAAGAGGCUUCCAAGGCGGUCUCCAAGACGGCUCCUGGGGCUGGUGCCAAGACGGCCCCUAAAGAGGCCCCCAAAUAGUCACCUAACUUCGUCACCUACCCAGUCAUGCCGUACAUGUAGAAAAUCCUAAACCCCUAGCUGUUGGCUGACCUCAAAAGGGAGUAUAAGGUUCUCAUUGUUGUGCCUAGUGGCUUCAGUGGCGACCUGCAACUGAAGGGUUCCCCUGACGGCGUCGCUUGUGCUUUGCGCAUCAUCUCUUCUCUUGCGAAGGCAGCCAAGGAAUGCUGGGGGCUGCAGGAGAGACCAAGAAAGACGAGUACGCAGUAGGCGGCUCAGAACGGCAGUGUUUCUGUAAAGUGGCCAUUUUGGGAGAGGGUGGAGCUCCCUAAGGAGCACCACCGGCUCUUGUUAGGCAAGACAGUUGUGGAUAUCAGAAAGGAGUGCCAAGUAAAGGUGAUCGUGCCACCCAAGGAAUUUCCUUCUGAUGCGAUCCUCAUCUAUGCGCGCUCUAUAGAGCAGUUGUAAGCUGCUAAGCUGCUGAUGCAAUAGCUAUUAACAAAAAAGCUUGCCGAGGAGCAGAUGUGGCCCUUCAGAGACUUUCUGUUCGUGCCUCGAGUGCUGUAUGAGAAGGUCAUAGCUAAGAGCAAGGAACUGGUGGGGGCUAAGUUCGAGGUCCCGCCCUAGCAUGUUAGAAGCCAGUUCGUGAAGGUGUUUGCCCAAACUAAUGAGGGCCUUCAGGCUGCUGUCGAUGUGCUUAAUAAGAUCAACGAGUCGAUCUAUGUCACCAAGAUAGUCAUUAUCCCAGAGAAGGAUAUUCCUACCGUGGCUGCCAAAACCCAGGAAGCGGAGAUGUUGUUCCGCGUAAAGGUCAACAUCAUCCCGGCCAACAACUUGGUGUCGGUCAGGGGCUUUUCCUGGAAUGUUGAGAAGGCGCUGGAAUUCGUGAAGCCGACCGGCCUGGUGAUUACUGCAAAAGUUGAGAAGAAGUCCAUGGCUGCUCAAACGUGAGCCUACCGUUAUUGAUUGAUUAAAAUAUUUAAUCUUCUUCAAGUGGAUUUUUCG
Molecule: messenger RNA, 1177 nt
Organism: Penaeus monodon (black tiger shrimp)
Lineage: Eukaryota; Metazoa; Arthropoda; Malacostraca; Decapoda; Penaeidae
Product: histone H1.C2-like
Source: RefSeq, a predicted model, not a curated record